Molecule: messenger RNA, 3500 nt
Organism: Bursaphelenchus okinawaensis
Lineage: Eukaryota; Metazoa; Nematoda; Chromadorea; Rhabditida; Aphelenchoididae
Source: the annotation of a GenBank genome assembly
AUGGCAAAGACGGAGAGCGCCGUGCACAUCGGCUUCACUUUCAACAAACCGCUGAAAGCGCCGACUCCGCCCCAGGAUCUUCGGAUCCCACCACGCCCGCCGGCGCCACUCGACUCCACGGGAUAUUCAAAUUCAUCUGCUACAAGACCUAACUCAUCUGCUACAGGCUUAUCAGAAUCUUUUAAAUAUUCGAGUGGCCGGAACCGUGCUACAGAACAUUCCGAAUCAACGUGGUCAAGUUGUUUUGGUGAACUACUGAGAGCACCAACCAUGGUUUGUUGUUGUUUUUGUUGCCCCAUGUACAAGUGUGCCAUAUGGCUGUGUUGCUUCGAACUGAUCGUUUCUUUGUACUGUUGGUACAACAUGAGUCAAGUUAUAUUGAGGACGAUUCAUCACUUGUAAGUUUAUUUGAAUAUUCGUUUAAUAGUACUUUUUUAGUUUGUUAUAGGUUGAACCAAAAGUAAUGGGACACUUUUUAGUUGAAAAGUAACUGAAAAGUGUCCCGCUACUUUUGGGUCAACUUAAUAGUACUGUUUCUGCGGCUUUUUUCUUAUAAUAACAUGUCAUGUCAUCAAAAUUAGGCUAUUAACCUUUUCAAAAUGGAAAAAUCUUUAAAAAUCAACCCUCCCCCUAACUCCCCUGCCAUUUUAAGCUAUUUUCCCUAUAGAAUAAGUUUCAAAAAACAAAGAAUCACAUGUUUACGGUCUCCGUUGUUAUUUUUGAAGACCUUUGCGAGCAAAAAAAAUUGGCCUUGCGUUCGAAUAAUGGCUUCAAAUUACCGGAAAACUCGAAAAAUUCGGAGAUACGCAAGCAAAAACUAUGGCCAACAAACGCUUUUUCUAUUUUUCGAAAACACUUUUUAAAUCAUAAAAAGUUACUGGGUGGUAAUUGCUUUACUUGCGUGUGCAAUGAGGUCUUUAGUUGGUUUUACUUUAGUUUUAUAGGUAUUGGCAUAGAAAAACGUAGUAAAAAGGUUAUAAACGACUUAUUUUGAGCAAACAGUAUAUUUUUAAAUUUGAAAGUAAGCCUGAACAAGCCUAAAACAAUACUAAACAGGCUUAAGAAUCUUUAAAAGUCUAAGCUCAUCUUACCCAUGGUUAAACCUUCCUUUACCAAGCCUAAAAAAAUGUAAAACAGGCCUAAAACCCUUACUGUUUUAUCUUAAUCUUACCCAUGCUUAAAUCUUCCUUUAACAAGCCUACAACUACCUUAAAGCAAGCAUAAAGCAAUCUUAAAAAGACCUAAACAGCUUUAAAGGCCCCCAUUCAUCUCAACCAUGCUUAAAGCUUCGUUAACAAGCUAAAAAUCACCUUAAAAUAAGCCUAAAACAAUCUUAAGCAAGCCUAGAAACCAUAGAAGAUCUUAAACUCUUCGAAUCCCUGCCUAAUUUUCCUUAAACAAGCCUAACAUCACUUUAAAACAAGCCUAAAACCACCUUAAACAAGUCUAACCCAACAAACCCUUUUCAGAGACUUUGGAAAUGCGUUCAUGAUUUUCGUGAUGACAUUCUGGAUUGUAACCCUGUUCACCGCGUUUGGUAUGUUAAUUGCGGCGCACAAGAAGAAGAAUGCAUCGUAUGUGCUGCCACGAUUAAUUCAACAAAUUGGCCUACUGGUUUGUGGCUUCGUGUUCGGCUUCUUGUGUAUUUUUUACUUUACCGGCGGUGCCCAGAAGAUUAAUGGCUUGGUGUUUUGGGUUUACCGAGUAAGUAAUUACGGAUUAACCGUUGUUUUUGAUUAGGAAAGAGAUAAUUGUUAGUUUUUGUGGGUUUUUAGUUAACAAUUGUAUGGUUUUGGAUUGUUUUAGUUUACUUGAUAUAGCUAUAUCUUUUGAAAGUUUUAGUCCAGUAACUAUUAGUUCAUGUGGACAUAUCUUUUGAUCUUUUUAAGCGUAAAGGCCUACCUAUUAAAUUGCAAUUUUUGAGCCUUAAGGCUUAUCUAUUGCGUUAAACAUUUUAAGCCUAAAGGCCUACCUGUUGCGCAACAAUUUUUAAGCCUAAAGGUCUACAUAUUGAGCUAAACUUUUUAAGCCUAAAGGAUGACUCUUGGUGCAAAACAACCUAAAAAUAAAGUCCGCCUUAAGUUGAGUAAGUAUAUUGUAAAAUACGAUCUUUUUAACUAGGGACGUAUAUUAGAGUUAGUAUUAUUGAUAUAGUUUCAUAAAGUGUUUGAAAACCUGAUUUUAACCCAAAAAUCGCCAAUUUUAAGCCUAAAAUGGGCAUUUUUAAACCAAAAAAUAAAUAAUUUUAAGCCUAAGAUAAGCCAAAAAUGAGUAAUUUAAAAUUUUUCGAAUAUUAAAACCACUGUUUACGGGUUAAAACAAACAAUGGGAGUUAAUUGACCCAAAGUUGGCUGCUUUUGGCCCGGCUCCCCUGAGGGCUUCGACCUCUUUUUCUAACCAAAAAAACGGGGACCGCUCGAAUUGCCUCCGGAUUCAGCGUCGGUCUAUGAAAUUAGGCCGUUUUUGCAUAACGCAAUAUCAAAUUGGAAGUGAAAUGGAUUCGAAAAGACUUUUUGGGUCAAUCACGCUUUACUUUUGAUUAGCAUAUGGUUUUUUAAGCCUAAAAUUUGGUUUAUGAUUUGAAAUUUAAAUUUUAAAAAAUUAGGCUGAAGGAAGAUUUUAAGCCUAUUUUUUUAGAACACUACGCUUAAACUUGAUUUUUACAGUCUAAAGCUAUCUAUAUUUAAGCCUUAAAGUUAUAAAAACUAAGUGUAAUAAGCUAAAAUUUAAAAAAGUGUGUUUUUUGGUUCAAAAACGUGUUGUUUGUUUAUUGUUCAAAACCGCCUAAUACAACAUUGUUAAGGUUGUUGUUUGGUCAGUGAGUUCUCGCCUUAAAUUUUAUUGUUUUUGAAAUUCUUUUAGUUUGAAUUUCCAAGUAAAAUUGUUGUUUCAAGUCGGCGAGCAUUCAAAACAAUAUAGGUUUUUUAAUUGUUGACGUCAGUUUUAAAUUUGAAUUAAUAAACCUUGAAGGCAAAACAGUUUACACUUGAACUGCAAAGCUCGCUAGUAAUUUAAAGCUACUUUAGGCUUAUUUCUUGCUUUAAAUCAAGCCUAACACCUAUUUUUGACCCAUAAAUUCAUGGUCCACUCUAUUUUUCAUUUAAUUUUUGAGUCAGUACCAGUAGUACCAUUAAUAAAAAUUUGCCAAAACGUUCCCAAGAUAUUGUUCAUUAUAUCUAACCAUCAAUUCCUUACACCUAAAACACACUUUUUCCACGUUCACCUCCCUAAACACUUUAUUUUAGGUCUUCUUGGACGAAGAACUUGACGUCCAUGCCCAGAAGGAAGUCGCGGCCGAACUUCGCUUUUAUGGCUUGUUAUUUAUCUUAUUGGAUAUAUUCUUCAUAAGUUAUGUCUCUUUUGGGUUCUGUAUUACGCGCAAGUACCAUAAGGAUAUGGAACGUCAGCAUGGCAGUGGCUUCGCGCCGGUAUCACAAUAUGAACCAGCCAACCCGACCGCUCCGCCACCACCCCCUAGCAACCCAAAUUUUAAAGUUUAA